Effrenium voratum is the source of this 1918-nucleotide messenger RNA. The record is from the annotation of a GenBank genome assembly. Lineage: Eukaryota; Dinophyceae; Suessiales; Symbiodiniaceae.
AGAGGGGCCACGCUGCACAUUGGUUGGAAUGACCUUGUCAGACGUUGGGCAAAUCAUGAAAGGCUGCCAGAGACUUUUGUUCCCGCGUUGCCGCGCUCUGUUUUGCUACCUCGCACAGCAUGUCGCUGAGCCACUGGAAACGGCCCCGUUCGCGAAGUCGGCAAGUCAGCAAGCCGGCAGCUUUCAGCGAUCGCUUGCGUCCCAUGUGCAUGGGCCCUGGCCUGUGAGGGCGUGAUAGCGGAGGGCCCAAGCUUUUCGCUCUUGAAGCGGGAGGUCGAAGAGGUGCCGCUACCUGCCAUGGUGCCCCAGGCGCGUGGCACGCUGCUGACUUGGUCGCCCAGCCCAUCCAAACAGAGUCCAGACUUCAGCCAUGCCGCCACAAUAAGCGUGAUGCCGCCAUGCAGCCCUGCAAGACUGGAGUCCGUGGUUCAGAUGAAGCUGGAGGAACAGAAGUUGGAGAGGAGCCUCAAUUCCAAAGAGCGAAGCCGCCAGCGCAGAAAGAAGGCAUCCAACAACAGCAUGUUCAUCUCCAACACCGAGAAGAGUCAAAUCAUGGCAGAAGCAUCUGCUCUGGAGCGAUUUACUCGGAGCAAGUGCUUUGAGUGGCUUAGUGGACUUCUCAUCCUGCUGAACUGCUUCUUCACGGGAUGGCAGACCGAAGCAAUGGCACAACGGGCAUUGAGAAGCACUGAGAUGAACCAGCCGGUGGAGAGCACAACUCCCCGCGAGUUCAUUGCAGGGCAGGCCAGCUUCACCGUUUUGUUUGGUAUUGAGAUUGGCUUUCGCUGGGCGGCAGAUGGCUUCCGGGACUUCUUUCGGACAAAGGAUUUGUGGUGGAAUCUCCUGGACCUGCUGUGCGUCAUCAUCGGCGUAGCUGAUGUGAGCACAGAGAUGCUAAUGAUGACGGUUGGCAUGGCUGCGUUCGCGCCAUUGAAUACCAUCACCCUUAUCAGAGUCCUUCGCGUCGUGCGCGUGAUCCGAGUGGUUCGUGUAAUCCGCAUCAUGAGGUUCUUCAGGGAGCUUCGGAUGAUGGUGUUCUCCAUCGUGAACUGCCUGAAGUCUGUCGUGUGGAUUAUGCUGAUCCUCUUCAUUCUUUUCUACAUGUUCGGGAUCAUUUUUACAUCAGGGGUGGUUGGCUUCCUUGACACCUUGGAGAAGAGACGCCGGCCUGAGAACGCUGACCUGCAACGGAACUUUGGGUCUUUGGGCAGGGCGGUCUUGUCCCUUUACAUGGCCAUGAGUGGUGGUGCAGACUGGGGGGAGUUCUACAACAAUCUUGCCACUUUGGAAGGCGAGUGGCACUUCCCGCUGCUCUUCAUUCUGUAUAUAACUUUUGCAAUUUUUGCGGUCGUGAACAUUGUCACUGGAGUUUUUGUCGAUACCGCCUUGCAGUCUGGGCGAGCAGAUCGGGAUGUCGUAGUUCAAGAGGAGAUCGAGAACAAAAAGGAAUAUUUGGAAUCCUUGAAGGCCCUCUUUGAAGCCAUUGAUGCAAACUCCCGUGGCGUCAUCUCCCGGGAGAUGCUGGAGCAAUCCUUUGAGAAUGAAACCAUCAUGGCCUUUUUCAACUCGCUGAAGAUCAGCGUCCCUGAUGCAGCGACGCUUUUUGAUCUUCUCGACUUCGACGCCUCGGGGGAGCUUGAUAUCGAGGAGUUCCUCCUGGGAUGCUACCAGCUGCAGGGAGAUGCCACAGGAGUCGACGCGAAAAUCAUGCAGGCCGAGGUUCGCUUUGUGAAAGAGGCCAUUCUGGGGCUGAAGGAUGACAUGGAGAAGAUUACAGGUGAGCUACUCGAGCUAAGAGAUCUAGCCACCAAUCACCUGCAGUGAUUCACUUGAGUCGUUUGCAUUAUUGAUGAAUUGAUGCAUGCUGGAUGCAUAAUCUUGCGGAUGAGCUGUGCUAAAAUGCUUCCUUGGAUGUCUG